AUUAUUUAGUGUGGAAGCAGCACGCAGCGCUGUCUCCUCUCCUAGCAUCACAUCAUCCGAUUCCAACCUGCAGUGCGAUCGAUGGAAGGCGGCCUGAGCCCGGAGCGGCACGCGGCGGCGGAGCCGGUGCGGUCGCGGUGGACGCCCAAGCCGGAGCAGAUACUCAUCCUCGAGUCCAUCUUCAACAGCGGGAUGGUCAACCCGCCCAAGGACGAGACCGUCCGCAUCCGCAAGCUGCUCGAGCGCUUCGGCGCCGUCGGCGAUGCCAACGUCUUCUACUGGUUCCAGAACCGCCGCUCCCGGUCCCGCCGGCGCCAGCGCCAGCUGCAGGCGCAGGCGCAGGCGGCAGCAUCCGCCGCCUCCUCGUCCUCGUCGGGCUCGCACCCGGCUAGCGGAGCCGGCCUCGCGACAGGCCACGACGGCUCCGUUGCCUUGUCGCUAGGACAGUUCGCGCACGGCUCCUCCGCGUCCGCGGGGAUGAUGGGGGACCUGGACUGCAGGGGCGGCGACGACCUGUUCGCCAUCUCGCGGCAGAUGGGUUACGUGGACGGCGGUGGCUCUGGCGGCUCGUCGUCCUCGGCGGCCAUCGCGCAGCAGCAGCAGCAGCUCUACAACUCGUGCCAACCAGCGAGCAUCACGGUGUUCAUCAAUGGCGUGGCGACAGAGGUGCCUCAGGGCCCAAUCGACCUGCGGUCCAUGUUCGGGCAGGACGUGAUGCUCGCCCACUCCACCGGCGGCCUCCUCCCUGUCAACGAGUACGGCAUCCUCAUGCAAAGCCUGCAGAUGGGCGAGAGCUACUUCUUGGUCAUGAGGGGCUAGCUGCGGAUUGAUCACCCGUAUCACCUUAGACGUUAUUCGCCGGAGAUGCAUGCAUGCAAGUGUCAGUUAACCAUGAAUUCAGCAAACAGAGGCUUGCUAGCUAGGAUAGAUGCAUGCAGGCUGCAGCUAGCUGGUCUCUGGCAUCGAUCGAAACGUGUGUGAUUGAGAUGCAACGAAACAUGCAUAGUAAGAGCAGUAUAUAAAUAGCAGCAAUACAUUACAGAUAAGAUUGUGCGCUAUGCAUCCAUAUCAUAUAUCCAUCGAUCUAUUUGUAAUCAAUCAUAUAAGUCACAUCAUUAAUGAUAGAUUUACGUACGUUGAUGCGUCUCU
Phragmites australis (common reed) is the source of this 1149-nucleotide messenger RNA. RefSeq names its product WUSCHEL-related homeobox 11-like. The record is from RefSeq and is a predicted model, not a curated record. Lineage: Eukaryota; Viridiplantae; Streptophyta; Magnoliopsida; Poales; Poaceae. The transcript is spliced from 3 exons. Gene Ontology annotation, molecular function: DNA-binding transcription factor activity; DNA binding. Bases 82 to 819 code for a protein of 245 amino acids. Gene Ontology annotation, biological process: adventitious root development.